Messenger RNA from Schizophyllum commune H4-8, 1621 nucleotides. RefSeq names its product phenylalanyl-tRNA synthetase. Gene Ontology annotation, molecular function: phenylalanine-tRNA ligase activity; ATP binding; tRNA binding. Gene Ontology annotation, cellular component: mitochondrion; cytoplasm. Bases 27 to 1397 code for a protein of 456 amino acids. Gene Ontology annotation, biological process: phenylalanyl-tRNA aminoacylation. The record is from RefSeq and is a predicted model, not a curated record. NCBI's taxonomy places the organism in Eukaryota, Fungi, Basidiomycota, Agaricomycetes, Agaricales, Schizophyllaceae. The transcript is spliced from 3 exons.
CGCUUGUCCCCGACCGCGACGGCGCGAUGCUCGCACGCGCAUUCAGCUCUCCUCACGCAUUGCGUACCUCCUCAAGACUCUCGCAAGGGUUACUGAGGCGGGAGACGUACCAUGUCCGACUGAACAUUCGCAGGGGACUGGCAACAUCACUAAACCCCGCAGAAACGGUACAGCUGCAGGGGAAAGAGUACCCGCGCGAUGACUGGACGAACGUCACGCCUUCCAUCACUUCCAAGAUCCCCCUUCGCCUUCACACCCGGCAGGGACAUCCACUCUCUACUCUGCGCGCGCUCAUAGAGGAGCACUACUCUGACUUCGCCCACCUCUCCUCCCUCUCCCCCCUCGUUUCCCCCUCCAAGAACUUCGAUGAGCUUGGCUUCCCCCCAGACCACCCCGGCCGCUCGAAGACGGACAGCUACUACGUGAACCGCGACCUCAUGCUCCGCACGCACACCUCCGCCCACGAAGUCGAGGUCUUCCGCGCCGGGCACGACCGCUGGCUGCUCACUGCGGACGUCUACCGUCGCGACGAGAUCGACGGCUCGCACUACCCCGUAUUCCACCAGGUCGAGGGCGCGCGCAUAUGGGAGGCCGGCGCGAACGGCAUGCGCGAGGUCGCGGAGGAUAAUGCGCGCCUGAGGGCAGCGCUGGCGGCGGAGAACAUCGUGAUCGAGGACGUGCCGCAUGUGUCGGGGACGAACCCCGCGCAGCCGGGGCAUGAUCCAGAGCACUCGGCUCUUGUAGCAGAGAAUUUGAAGCUGUCGCUGAACUCGAUGAUCCUCAAGCUCUUUGGGCACGCGGCAGGCGCGACAAAGGCUGAGCCCUUGCGCGUGCGAUGGAUCGAAGCGUACUUCCCCUUCACAUCUCCCAGCUUUGAGGUCGAAGUCUUCUUCCGCGGCAAGUGGCUGGAGAUCCUUGGGUCUGGCGUCGUGCAGCAGAAGACUCUGGACGUCGCAGGCGUCCCCAACAAGAUUGGCUGGGCCUUCGGCCUCGGGCUCGAGCGCAUCGCCAUGAUUCUCUUCUCUAUCCCCGACAUCCGUUUGUUCUGGUCCGAGGACCCGCGUUUCCUGCGCCAAUUCCAACAAGGCCAAUUCACGACGUUCCAGCCCUAUUCGAAGUACCCCGCCUGCACGAAGGACGUGAGCUUCUGGGUGCCCACAGGGGCGGACCUGCACGAGAACGACUUCUGCGACGUCGUACGGGAUGUGGCUGGCGAUAUGGUGGAGGAUGUGAAGAAGAUCGACGAGUUCGUACAUCCGAGGACGAACAGGAAAAGUCUUUGCUUCCGCGUGAACUACAGGUCGAUGGAUAGGUCGUUGUCGAACGAAGAGGCCCUAGUACUUCACAGCCAGGUCGUGAACCGUCUCAAGGACCAAUUCGCGGUCGAGAUCCGGUGACAAUAUCAUGUAGCAUUGCAAUGCACCGCUAUCAGCCACCACUCUAUACGAAAUGCCAACGACAUUGUAGCGUUUGUGCCCGGUCAGGUCCGACUGAGGGUCAGGCCGACGUCGAGCUAUGGACGAAGGGAGAUGAUCAAAGGUUUCCGAUCGGCUGGAUCGGCCACCCUCGACACCUGCAGGGUCGUGUAAGCGUAUGCUAUCUGAGUACACGCUCAUCGUUU